UAAUCACUGUUGUCUAUAAAUGUCUCUAAAGAAGUUUAGGUCAUUUCUUACUUAAAAAAGUUCACGUGGGAUGUUUUUUCCAUAACUAGCUCUUCCUAUACUUCAGUGAAUAGGUGUGUAUAGUGUGUGGUCUCAUUUGGGUCUUUGGUUCCACUUGUGUGAUGUUAGACAUGUAUGGAGCACUUGCAUUUCUAUUGGCAGGUAUUCCAGUCUGUUUGGGUGAAAACGUUACUGUUGGAAUGCAGAACUCAACAUUUAUGCCAAAGUCCUCUUCCCAGAGCAUGUUCGCUGAAUGUCCGGAUAAAUACACCAAUUUCUGUUAUUAUGGCACAUGCCGGUUCCUCAUAUCUGAGUGGGAGGCUUCUUGCAUAUGCUUCAAAGGAUAUAUUGGAAGCCGUUGCCAAUAUGUAGACCUGUUGCAGGUUAUGGCAUUGGACCCUCGCUCAUUCACUGUAGCAGCUAUAGCAGUCACUUUAUUGGUUGCACUGUCGUUAAUAGGGAGCACAUACCUUGGUGUCUACUUGUGUAGAGUAAAGAGGGAAAGAAGCCGGCUUUCUCUUCUGAAAAACAUGGAGAGCCAAGAAGUUUAAAGGCACACAAUGCCCUGAAGUGUGUGUGAAGAGCA
Molecule: messenger RNA, 625 nt
Organism: Xenopus laevis (African clawed frog)
Lineage: Eukaryota; Metazoa; Chordata; Amphibia; Anura; Pipidae
Product: novel protein L homeolog
Exons: 7
Coding region: 162-590 (142 amino acids)
Biological process (GO): positive regulation of mitotic nuclear division; epidermal growth factor receptor signaling pathway; positive regulation of cell population proliferation
Cellular component (GO): extracellular region
Molecular function (GO): epidermal growth factor receptor binding; growth factor activity
Source: RefSeq, a predicted model, not a curated record